AUAUGGGCGGUGAGGUGAUGCUAUGCGACGGUCGAAUCUUUUGCCUUGCCUUUGAAGCCGUGUUCGUACUCGUAUUCACGGAUGAUAAAAAGAACUGUAUGUGAAAAAUAUUUAUUUAUGAAUGCAAGAAGUGAUUGUUUAUGUAACUUAAAUCGUAAAUCUUGUAGAAACUGUGAUAGUGCUACUUUUCGAUCGGGGUUUCUGGGAAGCCUCAAAGUGCGGUAUUUGUGAACUGUGAAAAGAAUUACCAGCUGCAAGGAAAACAUUCCUGGAUUUAAUUUUGGCAGAAGUGAGUGUGGCGCGGUGAAGAGAGUCAGGUCGCGAUGACGACCGAUAUAUCGGUGUCCCGCUGGGACCCGUCCAUCGGCCAUGGGCAGGAGAUCAUCGAUGAGAUCGAGUACGAUGGCGGCAAUUCAUCCUCAAGGCUUUUCGAACGAUCGCGCAUCAAGGCGCUUGCAGACGAACGAGAGAGCGUCCAAAAGAAGACGUUCCAGAAAUGGGUGAACUCACACUUGGUGCGUGUGGGAUGCCGUAUCGGCGACCUCUAUGUGGACAUGCGAGACGGAAAGAACCUCAUCAAACUACUCGAAGUUCUCUCUGGAGAGAGAUUGCCUCGACCAACGAAAGGCAAAAUGCGUAUCCACUGCCUGGAGAAUGUUGACAAAGCUCUGCAGUUCCUUCGGGAACAACGAGUGCAUCUGGAGAACAUGGGGUCUCAUGACAUAGUCGAUGGGAACCCUCGACUUAACCUCGGACUUAUAUGGACCAUUAUUUUGCGGUUCCAGAUUCAAGACAUUACAAUUGAAGAGACGGAUAACAAAGAAACGAAAUCGGCGAAGGACGCUCUGCUACUCUGGUGUCAGAUGAAGACGGCUGGAUAUAACAACGUCAAUGUUCGUAACUUCACAACAUCUUGGCGCGAUGGUUUGGCCUUCAAUGCGAUCAUUCACAAGCAUAGACCGGAUUUGAUUCAGUUUGAAAAACUACACAGAAGUAAUCCGAUGCACAACUUGAACAAUGCCUUUAAUGUUGCUGAAGAGAAGCUCGGGCUUACCAAGCUGCUGGAUGCUGAAGAUAUCGCGGUGGAACACCCUGACGAGAAAUCCAUAAUAACAUACGUGGUGACGUACUACCAUUACUUCAGCAAGAUGAAGCAAGAAACGGUUCAAGGGAAGCGUAUUGGCAAAGUUGUAGGCAUCGCUAUGGAGAAUGAGAAGAUGAUGCAGGAGUACGAGACUCUUACUAGUGAUCUCCUGCAAUGGAUCGAGCGUACCAUCGAAGCCCUCGGUGACAGAACAUUCGCUAACUCAUUGGAGGGAGUGAGACAACAACUGAUUCAGUUUGCUAACUAUCGUACUGUGGAGAAACCGCCCAAGUUUGUAGAGAAAGGAAACUUGGAAGUACUCCUAUUCACUCUCCAGUCUCGUAUGCGAGCGGCCAAUCAGAAGCCGUAUACGCCACGCGAGGGUCGCAUGAUACACGACAUCAACCGUGCUUGGGAACGCCUUGAGAAGUCGGAGCACGAAAGAGAAUUGGCUUUGAGAGAAGAGUUGAUAAGACAGGAGAAGUUGGAGCAGUUGGCUGCUAGAUUCAACCGCAAGGCUCAGAUGCGUGAAACGUGGUUAUCUGAGAACCAGCGAUUGGUCAGUCAAGAUAACUUUGGCUUCGAUUUAACAGCAGUGGAAGCGGCGGCUAAGAAGCAUGAAGCCAUCGAAACUGAUAUCUUCGCGUAUGAGGAAAGAGUCCAGGCUGUGGUCGCUGUUUGUGGGGAACUACAGGCUGAGAGGUAUCAUGACAUAGAGCGUGUGUGCGCUCGUCGUGACAACGUACUACGUCUGUGGGCGUAUUUGCUCGAGUUGCUUCGUGCACGCCGAGCUCGUCUUGAACUUAGCCUGCAUCUGCAACAGAACUUCCAGGAAAUGCUGUACAUCCUGGACUCCAUGGAAGAAAUUAAGAUGCGUCUCCUGACCGAUGACUACGGCAAACAUUUGAUGGGAGUAGAGGACUUGCUACAAAAGCACGCUUUAGUUGAAGCUGACAUCAAUGUAUUGGGAGAGCGUGUGAAGGUCGUAGUUGGUCAAUCUCAGAGAUUCCUGGAGCAGGAGGAAGGUGGAUACCGUCCAUGUGACCCUGCCAUCACCGUAGAGAGGAUCCAGCAACUGGAGAAUGCAUAUGCUGAACUGGUUCACCUGGCUGUUGAGAGAAGGAAGCGACUUGAAGACAGCCGUAAACUGUGGCAGUUCUACUGGGACAUGGCCGAUGAAGAGAACUGGAUUAAGGAGAAGGAGCGGAUCGUCUCCGUUGAUGACAUUGGCCAUGAUCUUACUACGGUUUACCUGCUGAUAUCCAAGCAUAAGGCGCUGGAAGCAGAUGUGGCAGCUCACGAGCCACAAUUGAUGGAUGUCGCCGCUGUUGGAGACGAGCUCAUCUCGCAAGGGCACUUUGGGGCUGAUAGGAUACAGGAGCGUCUCCGAGACAUCCUGUCGCAAUGGAACCACCUUCUGGAUGUUGUGUCCCUCCGUAACAACAGAUUGGAUGCGGCUGUACGUUAUCACCAGCUGUUCGCUGAUGCUGACGAUAUCGACCAAUGGAUGCUUGAUACUUUGCGGUUGGUUUCAUCCGAAGACACCGGUGUAGACGAGGCCCAAGUGCAAAGUCUAUUGAAGAAACACAAAGACGUAACAGACGAGUUGAAACACUAUGCCAACGUUAUUCAACAACUUAAGCAACAAGCAAGCGAACUGAGUCCGGAAGACGCGAGCAGCGCCGAAGUACGCGAUCGUUUGGGAGCGAUGGACGCGCGUCUCAACGAGCUAUCGGAACUCGCUCGUCUACGCAAGCAGCGUCUACUUGACGCCCUGUCGUUGCACAAGCUGUUGGCUGAAGCUGACGCGGCAGACCAAUGGAUUGCGGAGAAGGAUCGAAUGCUGGAUACUAUGCAUCCACCGAAGGAUAUUGACGAUGUGGAGAUUAUGAAACACAGAUACGAUGGCUUCGACAAGGAGAUGAAUGCUAACGCGUCGAGAGUGGCCGUCGUGAACCAGUUGGCUCGUCAGCUCAUUCACGUGGAGCACCCUGAGGCACCGCGUAUUACGGAAAGACAGGCUCAGCUCAACCAGGCCUGGAGUGGGCUUAGGGAGAAGGCUGAGGCUAAGAAGGACGAGCUGAAAUCGGCUCAAGGUGUACAAACCUUCUACAUUGAGUGCCGUGAGACCGUCUCAUGGAUUGAAGACAAGAAACGCAUCCUGCAACAGACCGACAAUCUGGAGAUGGAUCUUAACGGUGUGAUGACUCUCCAACGUCGUCUGUCGGGAAUGGAGCGCGAUUUAGCAGCCAUUCAGGCCCGCAUCAGCUCUUUGGAGGACGAGGCCAAUUCCAUCGAAGGAGAACAUCCGGAUGAAGCAAGGCUUAUCCGGGAACGCGUUGUCACUAUUACAGAGAACUGGGAUCAGCUUACACAAAUGCUCAAAGAGCGUGAUUCAAAGCUGGAAGAAGCUGGAGAUUUGCAUCGCUUCUUGCGUUCCGUGGAUCACUUCCAAGCCUGGCUUACCAAGACACAGACCGAUGUUGCGUCAGAAGAUAUUCCAUCGAGUCUCCCGGAGGCGGAGAAGCUCUUGUCUCAACACCAGACCAUCAAGGAAGAGAUCGACAACUACAAGGACGAAUAUGCCAAGAUGAUGGAGUAUGGAGAGAAGAUCACUGCCGAACCAUCGACAGCAGACGACCCGCAAUACAUGUUCCUCCGAGAAAGGCUAAAGGCUCUCCGCGAAGGAUGGGCAGAGUUGCAGCAGAUGUGGGAGAACCGGCAGCAGCUGCUCACGCAGUCCCUCGAGCUGCAAUUGCUGCAGAGGGACGCUCGUCAGGCUGAGGUGCUGCUAGCACAUCAGGAGCAUAGAAUUGCGAAGAUCGAGCCACCAGCUAACUUGGAACAGGCUGAGAAUAUGAUCAAGGAGCACGAAGCCUUCCUCACCACGAUGGAAGCCAACGAUGACAAGAUUAACUCUGUCGUCCAGUUCGCCAAUCGCCUCGUCGAGGAGAGACACUUUGAUGCAGACAAGAUCCAACGCAAAGCUGAGAGCAUCCGCGCCAGACGAGACGCUAACAGAGACAAGGCUGUCGAACAGAUGGACAAACUUCAAGACCAACUGCAGUUACACCAAUUCCUUCAAGACUGCGACGAACUCGGCGAGUGGGUCCAAGAAAAGAAUGUCACCGCCCAAGAUGACACUUACCGCUCGGCCAAAACUAUCCACUCCAAGUGGACCCGCCAUCAAGCGUUCGAAGCGGAAAUCGCCGCCAACAAGGAGAGGCUGUUCGCCGUCCAGAACGCGGCCGAGGAACUCAUGAAACAGAAACCAGAGUUCGUCGAAAUAAUUUCACCCAAAAUGACCGAACUGCAAGACCAAUUCGAAAACCUUCAAACGACAACGAAGGACAAGGGCGAACGGCUCUUCGACGCCAACCGUGAAGUUCUCUUGCACCAGACGUGUGACGACAUCGAUUCCUGGAUGAACGAGCUGGAGAAACAGAUCGAGAACACCGACACGGGCACUGAUCUGGCAUCUGUGAACAUUCUCAUGCAGAAACAACAGAUGAUCGAGACUCAGAUGGCCGUCAAGGCCAAACAGGUCACCGAGCUCGAGACGCAGGCCGAGUACCUCCAGAAGACCGUGCCAGAUAAGAUGGAGGAGAUCAAAGAGAAGAAGAAGUCUGUGGAACAUAGAUUCGAGCAGCUCAAAGCUCCCUUACUGGAUCGUCAGAGACACUUGGCCAAGAAGAAGGAGGCGUUCCAGUUCCGCCGCGAUAUCGAGGAUGAGAAACUAUGGGUACACGAGAAGAUGCCGUUGGCUACGAGCACCGAUUAUGGAAACUCACUCUUCAACGUACAGAUGUUGCAAAAGAAGAAUCAGUCCCUCAAAACAGAGACGGAUAACCAUGAGCCGAGGAUUUUAACUGUCAUCUCCAAUGGCCAGAAGUUAAUCGACGAAGGCCACGAAGACUCGGAUGAAUUCAAGAGGCUUAUUGAAGAACUAACGGCUCGGUGGCGAGAACUUAAAGACGCCAUCGACCAACGCAAGAACAAUCUGUCUCAAUGGGGCAAGGCUCACCAAUACCUGUUCGACGCGAACGAAGCCGAGGCCUGGAUGAGCGAACAGGAGCUGUACAUGAUGGUAGAAGACCGUGGAAAAGACGAAAUUUCAGCACAAAACCUCAUCAAGAAGCACGAAAUAUUGGAACAAGCGGUCGACGAUUACGCCAACACUAUUCGUCAGCUUGGCGAAACUGUUCGUCAGUUGACGAGUGAAGAACAUCCUCUGAGUGAGCAAAUAUCCGUGAAGCAAUCCCAAGUGGACAAGCUGUACGCUGGUCUAAAAGACCUGGCUGGCGAACGAAGAGCUAAGCUGGAUGAAGCAUUGAGGUUAUUCCAGCUUUCGCGAGAAGUGGACGAUCUUGAGCAAUGGAUCACGGAGAGGGAGCUGGUUGCCAGCUCGCAGGAGCUUGGGCAAGAUUAUGAGCAUGUCACUCUAUUAUGGGAGCGUUUCAAAGAGUUCGCCCGUGAGACCCAAUCGGUUGGUUCAGAGCGGGUCGCCACAGCUGAAAGAAUCGCGGACCAGAUGAUCGCUAUGGGACAUUCUGACAAUGCCACCAUCGCUCAGUGGAAGGAAGGCCUCAAGGAAACCUGGCAGGAUCUUCUGGAGCUCAUUGAUACGAGAACACAGAUGUUAGCGGCGUCACGAGAGCUGCACAAAUACUUCCACGACUGCAAGGACGCUCUGCAGCGAGUGAACGAGAAGGCAAGAGGAGUUAGCGACGAACUCGGUCGUGAUGCUCUCUCUGUCUCCGCUCUGCAGAGGAAGCACCACAACUUCAUGCAGGAUCUAUCUACGCUGCAGAACCAGGUUGAAGCAAUAAACGCUGAAUGCGCUCGUCUCGGCGCCUCAUACGCCGGGGAGAAGGCAGCUGAGAUCACCCGAAGAGCUGGGGAAGUCUCCGAAGCGUGGGCGUCUCUCCAGGCCGCGUGUGAAGCCAGAAGGGCCAAGCUGGAAGACGCCGAUCAACUCUACCGCUUCCUGAGCCAAGUGCGAACACUCACCAUAUGGAUGGAUGACGUUGUCCGGUCUAUGAACACUGGGGAGAAACCGAAAGAUGUAAGCGGCGUAGAGCUUCUAAUGAACAACCAUCAGUCCCUAAAAGCGGAGAUCGAGGCCCGCGAAGAGAACUUUGCGGUGUGCAUAGCUCUUGGAAGAGAAUUACUCGCGAGACAACAUUACGCGUCGUCUGAUAUAAGGGACAAGCUGCAUCUGCUCACUGAUCAGAGGAACGCCUUGCUGAGACGCUGGGAGGAGAGAUGGGAAAAUCUCCAGCUUAUCCUGGAGGUGUACCAAUUCGCUCGCGAUGCGGCAGUGGCCGAGGCAUGGCUGAUCGCCCAGGAGCCCUACCUGAUGUCGCAGGAGCUGGGUCACACCAUCGACGAGGUGGAGAGCCUCAUCAAAAAGCACGAAGCCUUCGAGAAGUCGGCUGCCGCGCAAGAAGACCGCUUCAGCGCUUUGCAGAGGCUUACCACUUUCGAAGUGAAAGAGAUGAAGCGUCGCCAAGAAGCGGCUGCGGCUGCCGAGAGGGAGAGACAAGAGAAGGAAGCCGCCGAAGCCGCUGCUCAGGCUGCAGCUCAAGAUGCUGUCGACCGAGCUGCUUCUCCAGAGCCGGAGCAACCCGUCGUAAGGAGAACAUCCACUAAAGCGGCUGAGAAGGCCCAAGAGAGACCGCAUUCCCAGCCAGAAACCCCAAGCCCCGAGACUCCGACCACGCCCCCUCCCGAGCGGCAAGAGACGCCACGCCCGUCCACCUCGAAACAGACGCCCGUUAAACCCGCACGCCUUUCCACACCCGGAACGAGCUCGACACCGGUCACGCCGUCGACUUCUGGUAAGGUGAAGUCUCGGUCGCGAAGCAAGUCGCCGUUCCGAAGCUUCCGUUGGAAAGCCGCUAAGAAACUACUCACUGGAACGCACCAUAGUGAUGAUGAAGAGGGCGCAAGUCCCGGAAGUGAGGACGAAGGCGUUGAAGGCAUGUUGGUCCGCAAACACGAGUGGGAAUCAGCCGCUAAGCGUGCAUCAAACAGAUCGUGGGACAAGGUGUACGUAGUAGCGAAGGAUGGGCGUAUGUCCUUCUACAAGGACGUGAAGGCGUACAAGGCAGCGCCGGAACAACACUGGCGCGGAGAGGCACCCUUGGACCUUAACGGGGCUGUUGUGGAGCAAGCUGCCAACUACACUAAGAAGAAACAUGUCUUCCGUCUAAGAUUAUCGAACGGCGCGGAGUUCCUUCUUCAAGCCCACGACGAGUCCGAGAUGGCGGGUUGGGUGGACGCGCUGCGCUCGCGCACCGCGGCCCCCGCGCCCCGCUCCCACACGCUGCCCGCCCCGCAUCAGGCCGAGCCCAAACGGCGCUCCUUCUUCACGCUCAAGAAGAACUAAACUCGUGUGCAGAGACAGCCGUACCUCACACGUUUCUCAUUAGACCCGCGUCCCCCCGUACUGAGUGCGAACACGUACACGUACAAGCACGCCCGCGUACGUUUCCGGGACGCCGCAUUUCUCACGACGCUUGCUGCCGUAAGCUUUGCUAAUGAAGAAAUCGUGAGCGGCCCUUUCUCACAAUUUGUUAUUAUUUUGUUGCGUACAAAUACGUUAAGACUGCUCGUGAGUGUUUGAAUCGAGACCCACCCCUUUCGUAUAAGGGAGCGUUCAAGUAUUACGUCACACAAUUUUUGGAGAUUAUUGACCCCCCCCCAUGUAACGCGCCGUAACGUUUUUGUACCCAAGUAUAGUAAAACGUUUCGUGACCACCUAGUGACUCUACCAUUAUGUGGUGGUACUGGAAAGUUACGUUUAACAAAAGGACACACCUUCCCUCCCCCCCCCCCCAAUUCGUUACGUAAUACUUGAACACUCCCUAACUGUUGUCACUUACUAUUUUAAAUAUGACGUUAAAAAUUCUAAAUAUGACACUAUUUAUUCGAUUUUAGCGUAAUUCAGAUGAUAAUUUAUUUAUAUAAUAUAUUGGAAAUUAAUAUAUGUAUAAUAUAUUCAUUUGAACUAGAAUUGUAUUAACAGCUUGAUUUAUUAGAUUGACCAAUUAUGGACGGAAUUAAUUGCAUUUGUGGAUGGAUAUGGCAUUUAACAUUUUAUCCCAGUUUUAUCUUUUGACGGCUCUUUGGAUGAGCUACGUAAGUUAGGAAUAAUUUCCAAUAAUAAAGUGUCUUCUUGUACUUCGACGUCGUUAUAUUUAUAUGGAUUUCAUAGAUUUAUUGCGUGUAGACUAGAUGGUAGUCGGAAAGCGAGCGACGUCGGGGUAUUGUCUUAUAUUUGUAAGUAUGCUUCGCCUGCGCUUCUAUUAACGUAUUAUUUCUUUUAUUUAACUGCCAUUUUUUCACAAAUUGUUAUUUUAUCUUAUACGUAUCACCUUAGAUUUACGAUCACAUUUUUAGUUUACGUAAUAUUGUAUAGAUUGCGCGCGGUGUCGCCGCUUCAACGCAGGCGCAUUACGUUUAAAUAUUUUAUUUUUAAAUUUUACUUUUUUGAGGAAAUAUAAUAAACGAUGUUUUCAAAUA
Messenger RNA from Pieris napi, 8611 nucleotides. It is a transcript of the gene beta-Spec, whose product is annotated as spectrin beta chain. Gene Ontology annotation, cellular component: spectrin; cortical actin cytoskeleton; plasma membrane. Lineage: Eukaryota; Metazoa; Arthropoda; Insecta; Lepidoptera; Pieridae. Bases 324 to 7475 code for a protein of 2383 amino acids. The record is from RefSeq and is a predicted model, not a curated record. Gene Ontology annotation, biological process: neuron development; actin cytoskeleton organization. Gene Ontology annotation, molecular function: actin filament binding; structural constituent of cytoskeleton; phospholipid binding. The transcript has 39 exons.